Drosophila arizonae is the source of this 2321-nucleotide messenger RNA. It is a transcript of the gene tow, whose product is annotated as target of wingless repressor. The record is from RefSeq and is a predicted model, not a curated record. NCBI's taxonomy places the organism in Eukaryota, Metazoa, Arthropoda, Insecta, Diptera, Drosophilidae.
CAUAAAUUUCAGCAUACAAAAUUCCACACACAAGCGACGCGUCGCAGUCCGAAAACUUUUUCGGCGAGUUUUCCGCAGAAAAUCCAUAAAAAUGAAAGAACCGAGUGUAAAUAUACAAUGAAAAUUGAUGCGCAAAAGUUCCUUUUAGUCUUAAAGCAAAUUGUGUAAAUAAAAUUAAAUUAGUGAAAAUUGAAUAAAAUCGAAAGAAAAAAAAAAGAAGAAACACAGCAGAGACGUGUGACAAAAACGUAAAUAAAAUAGAGGUAUACAAAGAGAGCGGGAAAGAGCGAGAGAGGGCRAGCGAGCGAAAGAGAGAGACCUACAAAGAGCGCGCCAGCAAGCGAGCGAGGGCAGCAGAUACAGGUCGUCAGCAGACUACACAGAACGUGUCGAGCAACAAAUUAAUGAAUUAAACAAAACAAAAUAAGUCCAAAACAUACAAAAACAACAAAUAAAAGAAGAAGAACAGCAACAAAGGCAACACAACAGCACAACGUCAGCGUCAACGUCAGCGACGCCGUCAGCAGCCGCAGCCGCAGCCGCAGUCGCAGCAGCACAGUCAGAAAAUGGGCUGUGGGCAGAGCAAAAUACAUUUAUAUCCCAGGAAAUCGAAGAGUAAAGCAAACGGCAAGAAAGGAGGACACGCCGACUCGGAUGCUGAGACGGAUGAGGAUGAAGGUCACAUUGAGGAUGCUGAGAAGGCGCAACAACGCGAGCGCGAGAAGCAUGACGAGACCGAGGAACAAAGCAAUAAGGACAUACAGGACACCGAGGAGGACGUGGCCGUCUCGCUGCUGCGUGCCAAAAACCUGUCGCUGCUCCAAAGCCAAGAAAUAUCAUCAAGCCAACAGAACUUCUUUCGCAUGCUGGACAAGAAGAUCGACGAGGGGCCCGACUAUGACUCGGCCAGCGAGACGGAAAUUGCCUUGGAGGAGGCACGACUGAAUGCGCUGGUACAGCAUUGGGAGUCCGCUAGCCUCUCCGCAUCCAUAUGCUCCUCCGCCAGCCGCUCGCUGCAGACGACGCCGAUACGUCAGGUGGCCCAAGUGCCGCUCAAGGCGAGAGGCGGUACGAGAGAACCCGCUGGCCAUCUACUGCAGCCCUCCUCGGCGUGCAACACGCUGCCUACUACUGAGUAUCUACCUCAGCACGUCAUGGCGGGGCGACAGCAACAGCAGCAGCAGCAGCAACAGCAGCAACUACAACAACAACAACAGCAGCAACAACAGCAGCAGCAGCAGCAACAUCAAGCGGCAGCGAUCUAUCAGCAGCAGCAGCAGCAGCUAAUCCUCUCGCAGCAGUUGCUGCCACAACUCGAUGCCAAUCUCGUCAAUACGUCCAAUGCCAAUGCAGCGGCCGCCGCGCAGCUCAAUCAGCUGCAACAGCAGCAGCAACAGCAGCUGGUGCUCUACCAGCAACAUCAGCAACAACAGCAACAGCAGCAACAACAACAGCAACAGCAACAGCUCGCUACGUAUGGUGGGCAUAUGUUGACGCUUCCUGCCGGCGCCAAGCCUCAAACUGUCAGUCCCAAGCGACUGCUCUAUGGCGCCAUACCCCCGCCGCCCGUUUGCGCAGCUCCUGUUCAGUAUAUUGCCGCCAGCUCGCCGCUGAUGCAGACGGGCGUGACGGGCUUCCUAAAUGGCGCCGGCGCCACAGCCGGUCGCGCACCCCUGCAGCUAUCCUACUACGGAGUACCGAGCACUGCCUCCCAAAAUGUCGCCCAGCAAGCGGCUCCAGUUCCCAUCGCCUCCGAAUCUUACGAACCACAAACCGCUCCACACAGCCAAAGCCAGCAGCAGCAGCAGCAGCAGCAACACUUACAGCAGCAACAGUUGCAACAACAGCAGCAGCAACAGUUGCAGCCACAAACGUCGCAGCUGCAACAGCCGCCAAAUGCAGCCGGCGCCUACUACGGCGAGGUCAUGCACACUGUGCAGCCCGCGCCACCCACGGAAUACAAAUUUCCCCCGGCAAUCAGCGUGCAGAGAUUGGCGCCGCAGGUGCAGCGGCAGCUGCGCGAGACGCAGGAACUCAUAAAAGACUCGUGCCCGCAGCUGUAUGCGGCGGGCUAUGGGAGCCCAGGACCACCGAUACGCAAUCCCAACAGGAAUCCAACUAGAACUAGACCCACCCUGGAGACGCAGUUCUCGCAGGAACUCUCGUGAUAUCUAUAUAUGUAAACAGCAAAGCAAGCAGAAUCCCCUAGCAAACCACUAAAACAAAAUGCAAAAACAAAAACCAACACAGAAUUAGUCAACUGCGCCAAAGAACAAAAUUAAGCAAAAUUAACAAACACAAAAUUUAAUUAUACAAAAAAA